Pogona vitticeps (central bearded dragon) is the source of this 2345-nucleotide messenger RNA. The record is from RefSeq and is a predicted model, not a curated record. Lineage: Eukaryota; Metazoa; Chordata; Lepidosauria; Squamata; Agamidae.
CUAUCACAGUGGAAAUGUCUCGGCCCUCAAGUACAAUUGCUGUUAUGGAGUCUGUGAUGAAGCUUCAAAGGGUACAGUUGAAAUGCAAGAACCUUCACGAAUUCCUACGGGGCCUCAGCCCUGGCAUAUUAGACCGCCUCUACAAUCAUCCUGCUACUUGUCUAGCAGUUUUUCGAGAGCUUCCCGGGUUGGCGAAGAACUAUGUCAUGCGGAUGCUGUUUCUAGAACAGCCCCUCCCUCAGGCAGCUGUUGCGACAUGGGUAAAGAAGGAGUAUGCCAAGGAACAAGAGGAGAGCUCGGACGUCUUGCUGGGGCUGCGCCUCUGGCACACCCAGUUGCUCCCAGGGGGCCUCCAGGGACUCUUCUUGAACCCCAUCUUUAAGGAAAACCUGCGCAUUGCUUUGUUGGGAGGAGGGAAGGCUUGGUCUGAUGACACCAGCCAACUAGGCCCAGACAAACAUGCCCGGGAUGUCCCAUCUCUAGACAAGUAUGCUGAGGAGAGGUGGGAGGUCAUCUUGCACUUCAUGGUUGGCUCACCGAGUGCAGCCGUAAGCCAAGACUUAGCUCAGCUGCUCAUUGAAGCAGGCCUGAUGAAAAGCAGUGAACCUGGAGAGCCGCCUUGCAUCACAUCUUCGGGCUUCCAGUUCCUGUUGCUGGACACCUCGUCUCAGCUGUGGUACUUCAUGUUGCAGUAUCUCCAGUCAGCUGAGAACCGGGGUAUGGACCUGGUGGAGAUCCUUUCCUUCCUGUUCCAGCUCAGCUUCUCCACGCUAGGCAAGGAUUAUUCAGUGGAAGGAAUGAGUGAUUCUUUGCUGAAUUUCCUUCAACAUCUCCGGGAGUUUGGCCUAGUCUUUCAGAGGAAGAGGAAAUCCAGGCGGUACUACCCCACCCGCCUGGCCAUCAACCUUUCCUCUGGCAUCUCAGGCACCACAGUCGACACCCACAACCAGGGCUUUAUUGUUGUGGAGACAAACUACAGGAUUUACGCAUACACAGAUUCUGAGCUACAGAUCGCACUCAUUGCCCUUUUUUCUGAGAUGCUCUAUCGCUUCCCCAACUUGGUAGUGGCUCAAGUCACCCGAGAAAGUGUGCAGCAGGCCAUCGCCAAUGGCAUCACAGCAGAUCAGAUCAUUCACUUUUUACGUACUCGAGCUCACGCUGUGAUGCUGAAACAGACUCCGGUGUUGCCGCCCACAAUCACAGACCAGAUCCGACUGUGGGAGCUGGAGCGGGACAGGCUGCGCUUCUCGGAGGGUGUCCUCUAUAACCAGUUCCUAUCCCAGGUGGAUUUUGAGCUGUUGCGCGAUCACGCCAGGGAACUGGGGGUGCUGGUCUUUGAGAACCCUGCCAAACGCCUCAUGGUGGUGACCCCUGCAGGCCACUCGGAUGUCAAACGCUUCUGGAAGAGACAGAAACACAGCUCCUGAAGAACAGCAGCUCUGCUCCAGAUGGACGCUGAGAUGCAGGAGCGAUCCCUCUGUCCAUAACUGAAGAGGGACAGAGAGAAUUAAGAAAUGGGGGUUGCUUAGUGACGGCCUCCUAAGCCCAAGAAAAGUUUACGUUAAGGAAACAUUUCCUGAAGCUGUAGCUCAAGGAAGAAAAGGGCUAAACUCCUAUCAUUUCCUAGCAAUUCAUCUCUGGAAAGAAAGACAACUACAGCUGGAACACUGUUGGCACGGCACAGGUUGAAAUGGGCCAGAAUGUUUCAGGAAACUGGAAAUGAGUAGGAAAAUGCAGCGGCAUCUCUACUCUAGAGCUACUUGCUAGGGGGACCAUUGAAACAUUUUGCGGACAAGUGCUGUUGGCAAUGUUGCUGAAGCCAGUUGUGUGAAUAGGAGGUCGCUGGCCCUUGAUAUAUGAAAAGGGAAAGAAGGAUGACCUUUUCCCCCCCUUGCCUCUUUAUACUUUCUCCUUCAUGGACUCAUAGCAGAGUGUGUUGGAGAGGGAUAUACAGGGAGGGGCAUACUUUCUCCAUUUCAUUGUGAAGGGUGGCUGUCGUGAACACGCAACAUAAACUCAGUCCGCUGCAAGUCUUAUCAUUUUAAUUUCACUUUUUGGGAAAGAUGGGGGCCUCAGCAAUGGAAGGAGCGGCAUCAGUCAGGCUGGGCGAAGGCAUCUUGGACAACUUGUUGAAAAAAGGAACUUCUGCAAACUCUGCUCAUUAUUGGGAUCAAAAGUGUCUAGGGCUCCCAACUGAGGAACUAUAAAGGAGCAAGUACUUCCCUUAGAAAUAAAGAAAUACAAAGAGACUAUUUGCAAACAUAUAGCCUGUUAUUACAGGGUCUUUUUCUGCUCAACCUUAAAUGGAAAUAAAUUGUGUACAUGUGUGUGUUCUAUGUGCCUUC